CAUUUGAUCCAGAGGUAUUUUUCAACAUUUUGCUGCCUCCAAUUAUUUUCCAUGCUGGAUACAGCUUAAAGAAGAGACAUUUUUUCAGAAACCUUGGGUCGAUUCUGGCCUAUGCCUUCUUGGGGACUGCUGUUUCCUGCUUCAUUAUUGGAAAUCUUAUGUAUGGAGUGGUGAAACUCAUGAAGAUUGUGGGCCAGCUCUCUGAUAAAUUUUACUACACAGAUUGUCUCUUUUUCGGAGCAAUUAUUUCUGCCACUGACCCAGUGACUGUGCUGGCAAUAUUUAAUGAGCUGCAUGCAGAUGUGGAUCUUUAUGCUCUUCUGUUUGGAGAGAGUGUCCUGAAUGAUGCGGUUGCCAUUGUACUAUCCUCGUCUAUUGUUGCCUAUCAACCAGCAGGACUAAAUACUCACGCGUUUGAUGCUGCUGCCUUUUUUAAGUCAGUUGGCAUUUUCCUAGGUAUAUUUAGUGGCUCUUUUACCAUGGGAGCUGUAACUGGUGUUGUUACUGCUCUAGUGACCAAGUUUACUAAGCUGCACUGCUUCCCCCUGCUGGAGACAGCGCUUUUUUUCCUGAUGUCCUGGAGCACGUUUCUCCUGGCUGAAGCCUGUGGGUUUACAGGUGUUGUAGCUGUCCUUUUCUGUGGGAUUACACAAGCUCAUUACACAUAUAACAACCUGUCAGUAGAAUCUCGAAGUCGAAGCAAGCAGCUUUUUGAGGUGUUACAUUUCCUGGCAGAGAACUUCAUCUUCUCCUACAUGGGCCUGGCACUGUUCACCUUCCAGAAGCAUGUUUUCAGCCCCAUUUUCAUCAUCGGUGCUUUUGUUGCCAUUUUCCUGGGCAGGGCUGCACAUAUCUACCCACUCUCCUUCUUCCUCAACUUGGGCAGAAGGCAUAAGAUUGGCUGGAAUUUUCAACACAUGAUGAUGUUUUCAGGCCUAAGAGGAGCGAUGGCAUUUGCACUGGCCAUCCGUGACACGGCAUCCUAUGCCCGCCAGAUGAUGUUCACAACCACACUGCUCAUUGUUUUCUUUACUGUGUGGGUCAUUGGUGGAGGCACAACACCCAUGUUGUCAUGGCUCAAUAUAAGAGUUGGUGUGGAGGAACUCUCUGAAGAGGACCAGAGUGAGCAUCGAUGGCAGUACUUCAGAGUUGGUGUUGACCCAGAUCAAGACCCACCACCUAACAAUGACAGCUUUCAAGUCUUACAAGGGGAUGGCCUGGAGUCUAUUGGAGGAAGCCGGACAAAGCAGGAAAGUGCAUGGAUAUUCAGGCUGUGGUACAGCUUUGAUCAUAAUUACUUGAAGCCCAUUCUCACCCACAGUGGUCCACCGCUCACCACCACUCUCCCAGCUUGGUGUGGCUUGCUAGCUGGAUGCCUGACCAGUCCCCAGGUGUAUGAUAAUCAAGAGCCUCUGAGAGAAGAUGACUCUGAUUUCAUCCUGACGGAAGGUGACCUCACCUUGACCUAUGGAGAUAGCACAGUGACAGCGAAUGGCUCCUCAAGCUCCUACACAGCCUCCACAAGUCUAGAGUGUGGUAGGAGAACAAAAAGCAGCUCUGAGGAAGUGCUUGAGCGAGACCUGGGAAUGGGAGAGCAGAAGGUUUCCAGCCGGGGAACCCCCCUCGUGUUUCCACUGCAGGAAAAUGCAUGACUUACUUGUAAAUCUUGAGGGAACAGGGAGGCUCUCAUAGGGGUGAGGAUGGCCAAAUGCCCCAGUGUGUUUGAUGUGUUGCACUGACCAUGUUAAAACUAAUGCUUCUGUUUCAAUGGGGCCUAAAACUAUCUUACCACUCAAAACUUAACCUAAGACUCAGAUGGAAAAGUUGAAAUGUCUCUAAAUUCAAGACAAAUGCA
Grammomys surdaster is the source of this 1855-nucleotide messenger RNA. RefSeq names its product solute carrier family 9 member A7 (gene Slc9a7). Gene Ontology annotation, biological process: proton transmembrane transport. Gene Ontology annotation, cellular component: recycling endosome; membrane. Gene Ontology annotation, molecular function: sodium:proton antiporter activity. Lineage: Eukaryota; Metazoa; Chordata; Mammalia; Rodentia; Muridae. The transcript has 15 exons. Bases 159 to 1652 code for a protein of 497 amino acids. The record is from RefSeq and is a predicted model, not a curated record.